AUUGCACUGAAGUUUUUUGUCCCCUUGAUGUACCCCACCAAUACGGUGUAAUAUAACACUAAAACGUGAUUUUACCGAAAAUUACCGUGUUUACAACAAGGGGUACAUAUUAUUGCAAAGAAAGAAAAUGUGAGGGAUAACACUGGAGGACAGCUGUACUGUGUAACAUAUGACCAAAUGAAUUUAUUCUCAUGUGAAGGAAGAAAUAUUCCUCAUUUCUUCAUCUUUAGCAUAACAGACAACAAACAGGAACAAGAUGUCGACUCCAGAGAAGAUGUACGGUGACGAUUUAGCGGUUCUCAGCGACCUAACGGAGGAAGCUCUGCUUCAGGAGCUCAAACGGCGAUACGAAAGAAAUGUCAUUUAUACAUAUCUGGGAGACAUUUUAGUGGCCAUCAAUCCCAACAGAAUGAUUCCCAUUUAUGGACAGGAGGUCGGGAUUAGAUAUUCUAAAGCAAAGCAACUCCAGGAUUUACCUCCUCACAUAUAUGCUAUUGCCAGCAAAUCUUACCGAAAUUUGAUAUGGGGGAGGGUUAACCAGGCUAUCCUCGUCAGCGGUGAAUCAGGAGCAGGUAAAACUGAAAGCACAAAAAUGAUAUUAGCACAAAUCGCUAGAAUGUCAAAAUCAGAAGAGCCUACUAAACUUGCAGAACAGAUUGUUGAGGUAAACCCGUUGCUGGAAGCAUUUGGAAAUGCUAAAACAACCAUGAAUGACAACUCCAGCAGAUUUGGAAAGCUGAUAGACGUUAUGUUUAACAAGCAUGGCAAAAUAAUUGGAGCAAAGGUGACGGAGCACAUGUUAGAGAAAAGUCGCGUGGUACACAGUGGUUUGGGAGAGAGAUCAUUCCAUAUAUUCUACUACAUGUUUGCCGGUCUGUCUGAGAAUGAAUUCAAUCGUUACUAUCUAACUCGCCCUGAACAUUACAGGAUAACGGAUCCAGGACAUGCACAGCCUGUCUUUAUGUCCCAGACAGAUUUUGACCAUCAUCGGAGUGGAUUUGAGGAGUUAAAAGAAGCUUUGAAUGACACAGGAUUCUCACAGAUUGUAGACUUGAUUUUUGCAAUGAUGGCAGGUAUUCUUCAUUUGAACAACAUCGACUUUGCUGCAGAUCCAGAACUUCAGCAGGUCAUAAUAGUUAAUGAGGAUGAAGUUGAUUACAGUAGCCGCUUACUCUCCCUUCAAGCAGAGGAUUUAGCAACAGUUCUGCUGAUGACAACCAGUUUUCAACGAGGCGAAAGAAUCAUCAAGAUGAAGUCUGUUUCCGAAGCUUCAGAUGGUAGGGAUGCUCUUUGCAAGGCCCUGUACAGUCGGCUUUUUAGUUGGAUUGUUCAAAAGAUUAAUGAUGCUCUCCACGCUGAAGAAAAUGGUCAAAGGCCAGCAGAUGCUGGGGUGAUUAGUAUUUUGGACAUGGCUGGCUUUGAAAAUUUCCAGUUGAACAGUUUUGAGCAGCUAUGUAUAAACAGUGCAAAUGAACAGCUUCAGAGCUAUUUUAACACGUAUAUAUUCUCCUGGGAGCUACAAGAGUAUCAUUUGGAAGGCAUUAAGCAACCAAAAAUCAAGUUCACAAACAAUAAGGAGAUUCUUGGACUUUUCUUUGACAGACCUGCUGGGGUGUUUGCUAUACUUGAAGAUGAAUGUAGAUUACACACAUCAUCUGAAAUGUCAUUCGUAGAAAAGAUGAACCGAGAAUUUGCAAAACGCGACGUCUAUCAAAAAUCCAAAUCAAGUGAUCCUAUAUUUACAAUCACUCAUUAUGCAGGCCAGGUUACUUACCACGCACGUGGAUUCAUUGAGAAAAACAGGGAAACACUGGGUGUAAAUUUCUUAAGCCUGAUGCAGAACAGUCAUAAUUGGUUAAUAAACGAUCUUUUUAUUGAUCGACCACAGAGAGAAACAAGGGAUAUUGAUAAACGGAACAGUGCGUGGACUGUUCCUGAAUGGGGUAAACCAAACAUGCCUACUCUAGGACCAGGGGAAACCCUCUCCAAACGAGCAGGAAAACGAAUCAAACAAGGAAUGAAUAAAGAUCGCCCUUUACCAGCUAUUCCUUCUGUCUCCGGUGCCACAACUAGUGUUCAUUUCAAGAAAUCUUUAUCGUCCCUGAUGGAGAACCUUGCGUCUUCUGAGCCUCAAUUUAUACGAUGUAUUAGGGCUAAUUCUGAGAAGCAGUUUGGCUUCUUCGACUCCAAACUUGUUCAUAAACAACUUCGCAAUACAGGUGUGUUUGAGACAAUAAGAAUACGAAAACUUGGUUUCCCAACACGUUUACAUAUGCAGGACUUCAUUAAUAGAUAUAAAGCAAUAGCCUUCCCGGUGACUGAACCUGUUGAGACAAACGCAGCUAACUGUGAUAGAAUUCUAAGAAAAGCACAACUCUACGAUUGUGAAAUUGGGAAAACUAAAGUCUUCCUCAGAUACUGGCAUGUAGAUCAUCUUAACAUGUAUAUGGAAAAUUUUGUUUCAAAUCUUCGUACCAUACAAUCAAGAAUUCGAAUGUUUAUUGCCCGAAAACAGUUUAUUGACAUGAUGCAAUAUAUAACAUAUUGCAAAGAUGAAGUGUUUAAAAUAGGGAAUAUGGUGGCUACUUCUGGCGAUCAGCUUUAUCAUAUUAUGAUUUCCACGGAUGAUUUAGACAAGAACCACUAUCGGAAGAGGUUGGAAGAGGAAGAAAACAAAAGACGGAGACAGAGACAGUCACAGUUUGGAAGGAGAGGACUACCCAGACAACCACAGCAGGACCUCUAUGACAGACCGGAUUAUUACACUAUGGGGGAAAGUUAUUACAACUAUCAUGGGCAGUCGGAAUAUCAACAAAGCUUGCGAUAUGAGCCACAAGUUAGAAGACGCCCUUUAUCCCAUAUAGCUGAGGAAUCCUUAAGUCAUCUGUAUAAGAAAUGGCAUAGCGUUGAUCCCGAUGCUUGGUGUAAAAUCAUUUACUUAGAAAGAGACAAAAUAGUUCAGAAGUUUUAUAUCUUAGAGAGAGAGGUCACAAUUGAUGGCAGACCUGGGUCCGAAUUUGAUGGAGAACGAAUAAGCCUGUCCUACAUCCGUAAUGUCGACCGAGAUGACGAAACGGCUAGCAUUUUGUCUUACGUCGGACAGGGGGUCAAACUCCGAAAGGAUAUGGACGGUAGUAUAACGGCCACACGUCUCGGCAAAAACCCGGUUAUUGUUAGGGAUCAUGACAACCCCGCGGAACACUGUUUCUCCCUAGAAGUCCUGAACCACGAGGGGAGACUACCACUCCAUGUUCCGGUCAAGAUAUUUGACAUGGAAGAAUUUAAAUGUCAAAUGGGAAUCCAAAUACAGCUAAAUGACAGGAAUCCAGAUGAAAGAGUUCUGCGUUAUCAAAGUGUCACGUGUUUAAGUUUGGUCAAGGACGAGAAAGAGGCGGGAGAAACGCCAUGUUGGCUGCUUAUUAUAAAUCUGUGUGCUCUGAGGGCCAUUAAUGACAACACUGUUAGAACUCACGUAGAACAAAGGCUGGUUGAAUUGGCAAACAGAACUGAAGAAGAGCAGGAACUAGAAUUAGAGAAGCAAGAAAAGAACACAGAACUGGCUGCAAGGAACAGACAGAGACAGUGGUCCAAAUUGAACCCCAGACAAGGAAUACAGAGUUCUGAAGCACCGUUAAGGAAAACUAAAAUAGAUCUUCUGAAAAGAGGAAAAACUGUUGGUGGAAAUCUUAGUUACAGCUGGGAAAUUGACGCUCAAAAUUCCCAAAAACAUAGGAUAAAUUUAGAAGAUGUGCAUCAACGUUAUGAGGAACCCGGGUCUCAGAUAGGGGGUUUACAAGGUUCUAGAAUGGGCCCCGGAAGUGUUCUCAGCAGUAUAAUGUACCCAGGCUCCGGAAGUUCUGUCAGGAGAGAUUGGGCAAAGGUCAAGGUCGCAAUAAAACAAGAAAGAAGGCUGGAUGAAGAACAGCUGGAAGAACUGGCUGAAGAAGAGGAAUUAUAACGACUCAUGUCAUUGGAAUCUGUCUUCCAGUUAGACUUAAGGACUUUAAUAGAUGAAAAUUUGUUAACCAAUGGUUUGUAAAUGAACUUGGCUAUAAUGUUAUGACAAGCUAUAUUCUCACCUGAUUUCCUAUUUGCAGAAGUAUUUAAGAAUAUACAAUAUGAUAUGGGUAAAUUGAUAUGACAUAAUAUAUUACUAAAAUUUCAAAUAGUUCAAAUAUAAUUAAAGCCUACAUUAGAUUUUAAAAAGAUUUGUAUUAGUAUGCAGUGAUGUCUCACAGAAGUAUAAUAAUCAAAAGAGAGGAAUUAUAAUAUUUUAUCAUCACAUUAUAGAAUGAUUGUAGGAUAAUUUACCAGGAAGACUUUAUAAUCGUCCGAGGUUAACUUUUGACCUCGUCCUAUGAAUACUAGUAUUUAUAACGUAAUUUUAAUUUUAUCAUUUUUGCUAUAAGUGUAGUAGAAAUAACACAUCGUCAUAAUAUUUUGACAGUAAUACCAAGUUACAUAUCAUUACACUAUUUUCUGUGUAGAAAUGUAGAUACACGGUUUCUCUGUCAAUUCGUGUUGUUUACAUGCAUGUAGUGGCAUAGACCAUAACGAGUUGCAAUUGGGAGUUCGUUGUAGUUUCUUUCUGAUUGUAUACAAUCAUACAUCUUUCUUUGGAAUGAAGGAAGGUGUGUUUACAUUAAAAAAAACUAUUAACCUUUCAUUUCAUGCAUUAUGUAUGUUUUACCAGUAAGUAUUAUGUCUCAGAUGGCCUUAUAUUUUUGUUCAUGUCUUGCCACGAAGAAAGAAUUCCAUUAUUGUCUAGAGCAAAACCCAAUAAAGAUUCUUGUGAUAUUACACAAUAGGAAUCUUUAAUUCAAUGAACCAGUCAACAAAUAUCAAAUUGCAAAUAAAACUUCAUGUAUACAAGUAUAUCUUACACAUUUUGAAAAGAAUGUCACGUGUAUAUUGUC
Saccostrea cuccullata (small rock oyster) is the source of this 4916-nucleotide messenger RNA. RefSeq names its product myosin-IIIa-like. The record is from RefSeq and is a predicted model, not a curated record. Lineage: Eukaryota; Metazoa; Mollusca; Bivalvia; Ostreida; Ostreidae. Gene Ontology annotation, molecular function: protein binding; ATP binding; protein serine/threonine kinase activity. Gene Ontology annotation, cellular component: myosin complex. The transcript is spliced from 30 exons. Gene Ontology annotation, biological process: regulation of actin filament length; regulation of DNA-templated transcription; peptidyl-serine phosphorylation. Bases 257 to 3958 code for a protein of 1233 amino acids.